Messenger RNA from Necator americanus (New World hookworm), 693 nucleotides. RefSeq lists its product as uncharacterized. Gene Ontology annotation, biological process: negative regulation of transcription by RNA polymerase II; positive regulation of transcription by RNA polymerase II. The record is from RefSeq and is a predicted model, not a curated record. The transcript has 5 exons. Lineage: Eukaryota; Metazoa; Nematoda; Chromadorea; Rhabditida; Ancylostomatidae. The coding region runs from base 1 to 693 and encodes 230 amino acids. Gene Ontology annotation, molecular function: DNA-binding transcription factor activity, RNA polymerase II-specific; zinc ion binding; RNA polymerase II cis-regulatory region sequence-specific DNA binding.
AUGAUGACACGCGAACAGGGACUCCGCGAUUGCCUCACUGAUCCGUACACGGAAUUUUUUGCAAAGGAAUCGCUUCAACAUAUAAUGGAUCCGCAUCAGAUUCACUUCAAUGUUUCUACUACUGGUGGCAGUAAGAAACUUUAUGAGGAUGAUCACCACGCCUCAUUUCAGUGCACUGCUCCGCUAUUUGAACUACCUCACAGUAAUCCGAUGAAUGUUUUGUUGUACGAUAUGCCUCCGAUGCGCAUGUAUCCCUCAUCUUCCCGAAGCGAGCUCGAAGCGAACACAUCCACUCAUCUACCCGCUGUGUUCCCUAUUCCCUCAGCAACCUAUCUUCACCAAUCACAUUCUCCCAGCGAGUAUAUUCCGAAUGGUUACUCACCUCCUCCACAGGAUCCAGUUUAUGCACCUAAGCCGUCAUUUCAACACCUCAAUCCACAGAUUAAACCAAAGAAACGUAUUCAGGCAGUACCUUGUCAUUCGAAUUCCGUUUGCGCUAAUUGCAAAACGACAGAGACAACAUUAUGGCGAAGGGCAAAAACAGGCGAAAUCGAGUGCAACGCAUGCAACUUGUACUUCCGUAAAAAUAACACAAAAAGACCGAUGUCAUUAUGCAAGGAUACGAUAAUGAAGAGGAAUCGAAAGCCACGAGUGGACGCGUCAGCCACGAAGCAUUCGGCCGUUUCUGGAUGA